Lactuca sativa (garden lettuce) is the source of this 1957-nucleotide messenger RNA. RefSeq lists its product as uncharacterized. Lineage: Eukaryota; Viridiplantae; Streptophyta; Magnoliopsida; Asterales; Asteraceae. Gene Ontology annotation, molecular function: S-adenosylmethionine-dependent methyltransferase activity. The record is from RefSeq and is a predicted model, not a curated record.
CUUCGCUCCCUUUACAUAAUUCACUCAAACUCAAACUCUCUCACUCAUUCCAAAGCAUCAGAAUCCAGAUCCAUCUUUCUUCUCUAUAGUUCCAAUCCACUACGCUUGUAAGUUGUAAUUUCGUUUCUCUUAUGCAAUAAUCUCGAUUUCCAAAUCAUGUAAGGUGCAGAAUGGAUCAAACCUGGUUCGAGACGAGAAUGGGGAGGAGAAUUCCGGUGAGGGCUUGGUUAGGGUUACAAAAAUCUAUAGUAUUACUCGUGGGUGGAAAUCACACCUCCUCCAGGUUUUGCACUCGCUAGAUUUGUUCUUUUUUUAAACUUCGGUUGUUCAAUUUCAAUUUCUACUCUUGAAUCUCUAGAGUUUACAAGUUACAAACGUUUUUAGUCCAAUCUGUUACGAUUGUCAACAAACACUGUUGAAUUGCGAAAUUCUGAAAUGGAUUUCAAGCUUCUGAAAUGGCAGAUCCUACGAGGGACUCUAGCCUGGCGUUUGAUUCUCAGGGCCAUGUUCUUCGUGUUAGCCAUGGUUCUUCUCUCACUCACUCAUAUCACCAACGAGAUUCGAACAAACGAGCCAAUCCUGCUAAAUUUCGAUAAAUGUUCGUUAAACAUCGGUUCAAUCGCGAACACACAACUCAAAUCCUCUGAUAAAGUCUCCAUUCCGUGUGUGGAUGGAAUGAAUCUGACUGUUAGUGUGAUCAAAGAGCUGAUGAACAAGGAAAUGCUAAACAUGGAAGCAAAUUCCUUAUGUGUGGGAGAUGGAGCAGAUUCAGUCGCUUUCACAUUGCGAGAACUCGGAUUCUCCAAUGCACUUGGUGUUCACAGGAACCCUCUUCUAUCCCUUCUACAGAAACAAUUCCAACACAAACUAGACUUCGAUUCCAAUUCUUUCGACUUUGUGUUCUCUAGAACCCUAAACAGGGUCUCCGUUCCAGCUCUUCUUGUACUAGAAAUCGAACGCGUAUUACGCCCUGGUGGUGUUGGCGCCAUGCUCGUAGGCUCCUCCACCUUCCGUAUGCUCAAUUUAGUAAGAUCUGCAACUCCAAUUUCAUUACUCUUAAGAUCUUCCGAGAUUCUUCACGUUUGUGGGAUAGAUCCCUUCACCCUAAUCGUGUUCAAGAAACAAUUAGACAGUGUCACCUUCUUUGAAAACUACAAGCUUCCUUCCGAAUGCCCAUCUAUCUCAAAAAACAAUCCUUUGAUUCAAUACAUCGAGCCUCUUUCUGAUCCAAAUCUUUCAUACUUACCCAAACUCGUAAACAUUUCAUCAAGAAACAGGCUGAUUAACAUCAACAUGGGGGGACACAAAUUCGACCCACAUUACCCAAUCCAUCCCGAUUCUUUCAAUGUUUAUGUGGUUGAUCACGACAUAUCUGCUCUCAUCUCCCAUGUGAAAAAACCUGGUGUCACAUUCGUAUACCACCCGGGUCUUACUGAAGAAGAUAAAACAAUUCCUAGUUUGAUGUCUGCUGAUUAUCUUGAAGCUCCAUUGCAUGAAGAAGAGUUUGAAUUCAUUGACUGGUUUAAAGAAACAGCAAAAGAUGGAGACUUUGUUGUUCUUUCGAUGAAUUCAGAAGUGGCCCAAUUGAAGGUAUUGUUUGAGUUGUUUGAAAGUGGUGCCAUUUGUCAUGUUGAUGAGCUGUUUUUGAGAUGUGAUGAUGGUGUUGAUUGUAGAAGUGGUUAUUGUAAAGACUGUAUGAGUCUUUAUAAUGGUCUGAGAAAUGCUGGUGUGUUUGUUCACCGAAUGUUAGGUGAGUGAAUGGGGUGAGGUAGUAGUUGUGUGGGGUCAAUAAGUCAGAGGUUAAUAAGUACUAUGUUGUAUUGUUGUGAGAACCUCUGUGUGUUUGUGUUUGUGUUUGUGUUUGUGUUUGUGUUUGUGUUUGUAAUGUUUGGAGGACAUGAAUGUGUUUUCAUUUGUGUAAUGGUUUAUGUUUAGAAGUAAUGUGUUUUUCCUUUUA